Messenger RNA from Phaethon lepturus (White-tailed tropicbird), 699 nucleotides. Its product is annotated as glycosyltransferase 8 domain-containing protein 2-like. The transcript is spliced from 5 exons. The record is from RefSeq and is a predicted model, not a curated record. NCBI's taxonomy places the organism in Eukaryota, Metazoa, Chordata, Aves, Phaethontiformes, Phaethontidae. The annotation marks the transcript as partial.
GUCUGGACUCUGUGCUGUUCCUCAGCAGCAGAAAAAGAAAAGAAAACCAGCACAACUCCAAAGUAAACUUUGAAGAGUUUGAAAAAGGAAUUGAAUCUUAAAACUGUUACUGUGCCCUGUAAGGCCCUUGUGCAGGGGACUUCAAAGGAGGAUGAUGGUGAAGGAAGCUUUGGCAAGAGUACUUACAGCUGUGGGCUAUCUAGGAUCCAAGUAAAUAGCUCUACAGCUCUUCAGGAGAGAGGAGUUCCGAAUACUGUGCUGCUUUGAAGAGAUCACAGUUCUCAUCCAACAGGACAUAUGGCUCUUUUAAAGAAAAUUAACCAGAUCUUACUGUUACUUCUUGUCUUAACUGUGUGCGCCAUUCUGUAUAACAAAGUUCACCAAGUGCCAUCUGCAAUAAAGAAUGAAACAGUUGAUUUGGGGAGUCCUGAAGAAAUGGAAGAAGAAAUCCCAGUUGUAAUCUGUGCUGCUGCGGGCAGAAUGGGUGCAGCUAUAGCAGCAAUCAGCAGCAUCUACAGCAACACAGAGGCUAAUGUCUUGUUCUACAUAGUUGGGCUGAAGACCACCAUCCCGCAUAUUCGAAAAUGGAUUGAAAAUUCUAAACUGAAAGAAAUAAAAUUUAAAGUUGUGGAAUUCAACCCUAUGGUACUAAAAGGAAAAAUCAGACAAGAUGCAUCACGUCCUGAGCUACUGCAGCCU